Molecule: messenger RNA, 19457 nt
Organism: Pelobates cultripes (western spadefoot toad)
Lineage: Eukaryota; Metazoa; Chordata; Amphibia; Anura; Pelobatidae
Source: the annotation of a GenBank genome assembly
AUGUCAAGGUAGGGGUUGUCUGGACAAUGUCAGGAGAGGUUUGUCUUAGCUGGGUCGCAUACGAAAAGGCACUGGCGGCAUGCUGGGCUUUUGUGCAUAAAUAAAAAAAAUGUAUUACAUUUGUUUUCCCCUCAGCCCGAUCUUCCUCCGCUGAUGUAACUCCCCCUAGCUGGAGGGGGAUGGAGGGCAGACUAAAGUAGGACAGGGGCGGCACGGAAAGAGGCCAUUUGCUGUCUGGCACCAACAUGCUGUGCGUGCCGGUGUCAGAUGGCAAUUUUGCACAGAAUUUACACUACUAAAGAAGCUGCAGCUAAGCAGUUAAUCUCUGUAUGUGCAGUGUUUCAAAGCGCAAUGCUGCACAUACAGACUCCAGACACCAUGAACACUUUAAAUCAAAUAAGUGGUCAUGGUGCUUGAAGUAACCAAUUAAAACCAAUAUAGCUAAACUGGGAAAAUUAAGCCCGCUAUGUUUCCAGUUUACGCACUUUAGCCUGGAAGCAAUUAUUUAAUGGUUUAAUUAACGUUUGGCUAGAUGAGCUUAGCUUAGAGUCCAUGAUUCCCCUAUUUCCCUGUAAAGAAAAUAAUGGGAGUCCAUAAAAAUGUGAUGCAUCCAAUAACCCCACUUCUUUUUUUACAUUGCUUAUUAUUGUUUAAUCCCCAUAACCUUCAGUACUUCAAUCUACAGCAUUACUGCCCCUGUACUCUGACGUUUCUACUGUAAAACCUUUGUUAGUUUAGUUUCCCUCCGCGAGCUGCCUCUAGUAAGAUGGCGUCGAGAACCGGACAGCAACGCUGAGCGCCUGCGCACGGUGGCCGGAAGUGAUGGACGAAAAGAUUCCGGAGCAGCGGGAGAAGUGGGGUACGAAGCAGGCAGCGGCAGGACAGGUAUAUAAAGAGAGGGUCUGUGGGCCUGUGCUCAAUACAAUGGGGGUACUUUCUGCACAAUUUACCAUAAAUAGACAUGUUUCCCUUUAAUGCAUGAAGAGCUAUAAUCACUAGAGAUGGGCUGCAGCAGUAAACAUGCCUCCCCCCCUCCUAUAGGCAGUCUCCUAACAUGUUGGUGUAAAUCCCCUGCCUCCAGUCUGCGUGGAGCACAGUCUACAUUAUAACCUACUUUACUUGCACUCUUCCUAAAACUUCUCUUGGCCCUCCCUGAAAGUGCCUUGUAGGAGUGAAUACCCUCCCCCCAACUUGUUAAAGGGACUGGUUCAUUGUGUGCACCCCUCCACCUCCCUCCCCCAGACAGUCAGAUGUAAACUAAGGGUUUGUUUAGAUGGGGUCCAAUCCCCAUCUAUCCCUGUGAUAGUAUCAAUGUGUUGCAGGCCAGUUUCAGAAAAACAAAAAUGCAGAAAGGUUUAUAGAUUUGCUUCCCUGGAAUUGUUUAUUGUUUUAAUAUUUGUUAAUAUUUCCUUGUAGUCCUAAUAACUGAUAGGGUAAAGAGACCGUACACUCUUUCUUUUUUCUUUUUUUUCCCCCUCUGCAUUGUAUACAUUAUUUACUCAUGGUGCUUGCUGAGAGUACUAGUCUCAGUUUAAAGUAAUUGAUUCUGGGAGCAACUCAGUCCACUUUUUAUUUAUUUAUUUUUCUACUGAGGCCACAUGUUCAUACAUUUUUACAAUGUUUCUUUCUAAUGCAACAAGGAAUAGGUAUUUGCUGCAUUGUUAUCAUAAUGAAUUUGAUAAAAAUUAAUACAAUUCAGUUGGUUAGUUGUAUAAUAAUAUAGCAGCCAUGCACUGCACACAUGUUAUUAAAUUGAAUCUGUCAGUUUGGAUUGAAAGGGUUGAAUCAAGCAUUAUAACCACUACAGCACACUGAAAUGGUUAAGAUACCAGGACUACCCUUGGUGCUAAUCCCACGAGUUUCUAACAGUUUGCCCCCUUACCUGGGUUGUGAUGGGCACUGAGCCUCUUAUCUUGCCAAGUAACAUGUGUCCAGCUUUUGUAGAAGCCAGGUGCCAGUCCUGCUGCUAAUUAAUUGACGGAAAGAGUCAGCCCUCUGUGCACAGACAUAUGCAAAGAAUUAACAUUGUCAUUGGCAUUUAUAUAGCGCCAAAGUAUUGACAUUAUUAUUGUUGGUGGUUUUGUAGCACCAACAUAUUCCACAGCAGUUUACAAUAUUGCAAAGGGGAAAUUUUAACCAUAAAUGAGUUACAAAAUGUUACAGGAACAUUAGGUUGAUGAGCAAUCUGCUCAAACAAGCUUACAAUCUAGAGAGUGUAUCACUGGACAUUGAGCUUGGAGUAACCCUUUAAUUUAUAAAUAUGUGAAUAAAUUGAAUGUUUCCACAGAUAACCAGCCAGCUAGAAAGGGCCAAUGGAAUGACCUUUCAGUUAACCUCGCUCUAUGGAUACGUUAGAGUUAAAGGGACACUAUAGUCACCUGAACAACUUUAGCUUAAUGAAGCAGUUUUGGUGUAUAGAACAUGCCCCUGCAGCCUCACUGCUAAAUCCUCUGCCAUUUAGGAGUUAAAUGCCUUUGUUUAUGAACCAUAGUCACACCUCCCUGCAUUUGACUUGCACAGCCUUCCAUAAACACUUCCUGUAAAGAGAGCCCUAUUUAGGCCUUCUUUAUUGUAAGUUCUGUUAAAUUAAGAUUUUCUUAUCCCCUGCUAUGUUAAUAGCUUGCUAGACCCUGCAAGAGCCUCCUGCAUGUGAUUAACCCCUUAAGACCGGAGGGCGUACAAUUACGCCCUAUUUUAAGCGGCUCUAAACGCCCCCGGGCGUAAUUGUACGCCCUCAGGUCUUUCUUUACUUACCCGGUCGCCGGCUGUCCCACGCCGGCGAUCACGGUGGGGGGGACUCCCAGGGAGCCCCCCGCGGCACGUCCGACCCCCUGGAAGCCCCCCGGCCAUGUGAGAGUGAGGUCCUUGCGAGGACCUCACAAUCACAUGGCCGGGUAGGCUGCCUGCUGUAUUGCCAGCAGGGGGGCUGCCUGUAAUGACAGGUGGUCCCCCUGCUGGCUUAAAAUAAAUUAAUUAAGUGUAAAAAAACAAAUAUAUAUAUAUGUAUAUAUAUAUAUAUAUAUAUACACACACACACAUAUUCAUACACACACACAGUCUAGGUGUAUUUUACUAUUAAUAUAUAUAUAUAUAUAUAUAUAUAUAUAUAUAUAUAUAUUUUUUUUUUUAUAUAUAUAUUAUCAAAUUACACGUAAACUGAUGCUGAUUAAAUAUAUAUAUAAUUAUUGUUAUAUAUAUUUAUAUAUAAUAUAAAAAAAUUAAAUAUGUAAAUACGUUAAAAAAUAAAAUUUAAAAAAAAUUAUUACAAAAUAUACAGAUGUGUUAUUUCGUUCUAACUGUAUUGUGAUAUUAAUAUAUAUAUUUACAUCAAAAUACAUGUAGAACGAAAUAAUAUAUAUAUCUACAUACAUAAAUAUAUACGUAUAUAUCACUAUAUAUACCUAUAUAUAAAUAAAAAUAUUUAAUUUUUUUUAUAUAUAUACACAUAUAGAUUCACAUACGUGUAUAUAUAUAUAUAUAUAUAUAUAUAUAUAUAUAUAUAUAUUUAUGUAAUAUUUUUACAUAUAUAGGUAUCUUAAUUAAUUACAAUUAGCGUGACCUGCCUGACAACCCAUGCCGAAAGUAUAGGGAAUUUAAUUUGCUAGCACUAUAUUUAACCCUAUAACUUUCCAAGACACCAUAAAACCUGUACAUGGGGGGUACUGUUCUACUCGGGAGACUUCGCUGAACACAAAUAUUAGUGUUUCAAAACAGUAAAAUGUAUUACAACGAUGAUAUCGCCAGUAAAAGUGCAGUUUUUUGCAUUUUUCAUGCACAAACAGCACUUACACGGACGAUAUUAUUGCUGUGAUACUUUUUGCUGUUUUGAAACACAAAUAUUUGUGUUCAGCGAAGUCUCCCGAGUACAACAGUACCCCUCAUGUACAGGUUUUAUGGUGUUUUCAAAAGUUACAGCGUCAAAUAUAAGGCUUGCGUUUCAUUUUUUUCACAUUAAAAUUCGCCAGAUUGGUUACGUUGCCUUUGAGACCCUAUGGUAGCCCAAGAAUGAAAAUUACCCCUAUGAUGGCAUACCAUUUGCAAUAGUAGACAACCCAAGGUAUUGCAAACGGGUAUGUCCAGUCUUUUUUAGUAGCCACUUAGUCACAAACACUGGCCAAAAUUGGCGUUUUUUGCAUUUUUCACACAAACAAAUACUAACGCUAACUUUGGCCACUGUUUGUGACCAAAUGGCUACUAAAAAGACUGGACAUACCCCAUUUGCAAUACCUUGGGUUGUCUACUAUUGUAAAUGGUAUGCCAUUAUGGGUGUAAAUUUAAUUCCUGGGCUACUAUAACGUCCCAAAGGCAAAGUAACCAAUCUGGCGAAUUUCAAUUUGACCCUGUAACUUCCCAAAACGCCAUAAAACCUGUACAUAGGGGGUACUGUUUUACACGUGAGACAUCGCUGAAUACAAAUAUGUGUAUUUUAUUGCAGUAAAAGCAAACAGUAUUAAGACAUUGAUAGUUAAAAUGUCACGUAGAACUAAAAAAAUAAAAUAAAAAAUCUUAUUUUCUCCAAUUUUUUUCAUAUUAAAUUAUGUUUCACAGCUAAAUAUUUGAUAUUAAAUGAAAGCCCUGUUUCCCCUGAAUAAAAUGAUAUAUGAUAAGGGUGGGUGCAUUUAAUAUGAAAGAGGUGAAUUACGGUUGGACAGACAUGUAGCGCAAAUGCCAGGCUUUGUUUACAUUUUGUUUCGUUCACAACGUGUACAUUUGGCUCCGUCCUUAAGGGGUUAAAGUUCAAUUUAGAGAUUGAGAUACAAUUAUUUAAGGUAAAUUACAUCUGUUUGAAGUGAAACCAGUUUUUUUUUUUUCAUGCAGGCUCUGUCAAUCAUAGCCUGGGGAGGUGUGGCUAGGGCUGCAUAAACAGUAACAAAGUGAUUUAACUCCUAAAUGACAGUGAAUUGAGCAGUGAAAUUGCAGGGGAAUGAUCUAUACACUAAAACUGCUUUAUUUAGCUAAAGUAAUUUAGGUGACUAUAGUGUUCCUUUAAUAAAGAGUCCUGACCACUUUUUUUAUUUUUAAAGAUGAACUGUCAUUCCUAGGCAAGUAACAAUUUCUUGUUUCUUUACCCGGUAAACUCUAUUGCAGCGUUUACUUGGGUGAAUAGAACAGUGGAUGUAUGUAAAAAGCUUACUUAUAUUUGCUGCACUUCCACAUUUCAGUGGCUUUACCAACCCAUGAUACAUUAGGCACACACGCCCACUUGGGCAUCUAUCAGAAAUUCUGUAUGCAUGCUUGGCAUUCUCUCUUACAUUGCUGGAUACAUGCAUACUUCUUGUGCACAGUACAUAUAGAAUUAACUAAUUCACAUGCUUUGGCUGUCAAAAUAUGAAAGCUAAAGUGGUACUGUCACCUCCUCUGAAAAUGUAGUAUUUCAUAAAUAUUGAAUCUUUAUGAAAUACUCGUGUUGACUGUGUUGGAAUUUCACUGAAAUUCCAACCCAGUCAUGAAGUAUUCAAGACUACUUUGUUUCUUUGUAUUCCCUCCACCUGAUUUUCUUGCACACUGGGUGGCGCUACAGUGUCAGUUCUGACAAGUCACCAGUGACGGCUGCAGGGAAUUGGCUUUGUCUAUGGAGGAUUUUGCGGGAUUCUCCAUAGUUCUCAGUGCUGUACCCUCGCGCAUGUGCAGCAGUGACAUCGGAUCCUGCUGAAGAGCACCAGUCCGGAGGAAGAUGGCCGCGCUCGUGAGAGACAAGUUCCAGCAAUUAAAUCUCACCUUUACCUGCCAGCCGGACAGCAGCGAUGAUGUUACCAUUGUUUUUUUUUGCAAAUUCUGCAAAGUCCCCAGAUUGUAACAGUGCCUCCUUUAAAGGAGAGAGAAAAUUAAUUUAAAAAAUAACUUUUCACAUAGCCAAUAGCUUCAUAUAGUUAGUUUUUUGGUUGUGUUAAAAGUGAAGAAGUUACUUUUUUUUCUUAAGUGAAAUUUAAAUCACCAUAUUUUAUGCUCAUUGCACAAGUUAUGUUGCAUGGAAAUGAUAUGCCUCCUUGCCCACAUUUUUUUUUUUUUUUAUAUAACCACAACAAUUUACAGGAUUUGCUGCAUGCCCCAGACAUGAGAGGCGGAAACUAUACUUAUCUGCUUAUACAAAUAUUUGUAUAGCCAGCACCCACCUCUAUAACUGGGUCUGUGAGAGUGUCUGAGCCAUGCAUGUAUGGACACACACACUCACAAUUUACAACUAUGUACACAAAAUGGUCAAUAGGCUAAAAACCACCAUAUGGCUGCUGUUAACUUAUUUCUACUCAUCUGGUUUGUUUUCUCUCCUCUUUUGCCUUUGCUGUUUUACUAUUCAUGAGACUGGUGCCAUGUCUUCUGUGUGUAUUUAUCAAGUUUUUAAACAGGGAUAUUCAUGUUUCUAUGUGCUAGGCAUAAGAUACGGGAGUAGAAAGAUGAAUAGGUAAAUAUGUACUUUUGUGUAGAGGAACCUUAUGAUGAAGGCUUAGGGAUGUGGAGUCAUGGAUUAUUGUAAGCCUAGUUGAAAAAUCCUUAAUUUAGGUUUAUAUGUAAAUCAUAUGUUCUUCAUGAUAGCUGCCCUUUCUCAAACUACAGAGAAUGCCUUCCCUCUCUUUUGUUUCUUGAAAGUAAGCAGUUUGGGGUCAUUUGAACCCUGCUGUCGUAAGGUCUGGUUGGAGGUGAAUGUAUUCUGUAGGGUGGGCCCUCAUUGUGGUUCUUUGUAAGACACUGCCAGCCUAUGGAGUUUCUUUAACUCUUCUUUGAACUUAUCAAAUUUCAGACCGUAUCACAGCUAGGCUUCCCGAAGUAGGGUGCACAUCUCGAUCUUGGGCGAAGACAUGCAGGCUUUGUUGGAAGCACAUCAAGUUGUGAAUAAUGUAACAUCUGAUGCCACAACCUUUCAACAUGCUUGAAGAACUCUUGCAGAGGAAUGAUUGAUAGAUGAGAAAAGGAGCAAUAUUUACUUAAUAAUUUAGAAAGAUCUAUACAUUUGCAAGAAAUUAUGAUAAAUGUCUCUUUCAUCUCCUGCAUAAAAAUGUUUUAGCCCACCAAGAUUGGGUUUGCAGUCUUGACAAUAUGUUUUUUUGUUGAUCAACAGUUUGCAGUUGCAGUAAGCAGAAUAGGAAGUAGGCUACACCUCCCAGCCUGUCAUUGCCUGUAAAAAUUCCUCGAAUAAAAAAAUCAUCCCACAUUUUGUCAGAAAAUGUCGAAAUGGCCUUAAAAAAAAAAACGUUUUGAAAUAUGUCAUGUCAAAUACCUUGGAUUGUCUAAUUUUAAACAUGUAUGUUUUUCUAGAGAUCAUUUGAAUUGGUUGGUUGCUAAACUGUCUUGACAGAACAGACAGCAAAGGAUUCUUUCAAAAUGCAAUAAUUGUAAACUGGAAUAGAAAUGUUUCUAAUUUUUAAAACCACAAAACUCUAUAUGAGGCAAAUGUAGAUUUGUCCUGUGUUUGAACCCAGUCAUACCAAUGAUGCAAUUUAUAUGUGUAAGUGAAACACAAACCAAAUCUUACUGCGCAUGUUGAAAGAGAUUGACAAUAAAAUGGCAGCAUGAAAAGUUUCACAUUACCCAAACUAAUAUCUCUGUGGUUUAUUCUGUCUAAAAAUAUACAUGUUGUGUGGCAGUUUUGAGUACUGUGACAAGCUAUUCAACUGGCUGGCCAUUUAUAUCAAAUUUGUGCGUUCAUUUUUGAAUUACUGAUCAGCUUUGUCUAAAAUAUGACCUGUGACAGCUAAGAGUAGAUGUACAGUCUAGGUGUGUGAGUUAUUUUGUCAAUCAGGAGAAACACUUUAAUUUGAUAUCAUAAACUGUCUUUGCAGUCCCUACCCUGACCACAUUUUCCCCGCUUAAACUUUGCUUAUAUUGUACAGGCAGAAUACGAAGAUGUUUUAUUAGUAAUUGUAUGGCAGACAGCUAAUUCACCCUCAGUCCCAUCUUUUUGUUUCAGGGGGAUUCAUGAAUGAUCGUGGCGAGAAGCGGAAGGACAGAAACUUGUGGCCUUCUCCCUCCCUGCAUAGGACAUUGAUGAGUGACAAAAGAAUGGCUCAUGUACACAGCAACACAGUCAGUACACCCUACGUUAAUGUAUCUCUACUAAUAUAGCAUUCAUCUCUCAUACCAUAUUUUCAAGAGCACUGACUCAUUACUGCUGUAACAUUUCUAAUUAAUCUUCUGUAUGAAAAAGGGUUUACUUUUUUCUGCUCAGUGCAUUUACUUUAGAAGUUUUUAUCUCCCAUUAAUUGAACUUAAAUCACACACAGGAGGGUGCUGUAGACUCUACCAGACAAUUAAAAUAGCAAGAGAUAAAGUUACAAUUAAGCUUUUUUUUAAUUUAUAAGGUGCAUAGGUAGGCUGUGUAAGUCUCAGCCAAGGGAGGUGUGUUUAGGACUGCAUAAAUAAGGUUAAUUAACCCUAUUUAUUUCUAUAGUGUUCCUUUAAACAUCAGGGUAUGUGUUCAUUUACAAAUAUAACCUAUGCAAUUAACAUUGCUUAAUUAAAGGGACACUCUAGACUUCAAAAAAACUUUAGCUUAAUUGAGUGGUUUUGGUGUGGAGAUCACUGCUAAAUUCUGUCAUUUAGGAGUUAAAUCACUUUUAUAUGUUUAUGCAGUCCUAGCCACACAUACCCUGGCUGUAACUCACACAGCCUCCCUGCACACUUCUGUAAAGAGGGGAAUUAAUGUUCAAACUUAUUUUAUUGCACAAUCAGGUUAAUUUAGAAUAUUGUAUCUCUUGUUCUGUUAAUUGCCUGCUGGAGCCUGCAGGGGUCUUCUGUGUGUGGCUAAAGUUCAAUCAAAGGGAGAUAAAAAAAAAAAUUAAAACAAAUUCUGAAGUAAACACACUGUGCUCUCACAUCUGAUUGAAAAUGUAAUAAUUGUUUUCAUGUAGGCUGUGUGAGUUACAGCCGAGGGAGGUGUGGCUAGGGCUGUAUAAUCAGAAUUCAAUGUUAUUUAACUCCUAUAUGACUGAGAAUUGAGUAGUGAUACUGCAGGGGCAAUAAAACUGCUUUAUUAAGCUAAACAUGUUUUUGUGCUUAGAGUAUUCUUUUAAAGUAAACAAUUAAUUACAUGGGUUGUAUUUAACAAAACAAAAACACCCUAAAUAUCAUGUUAUCAUCGCAUCCUUUUUAGUGUAUCCCAGACAUGCAGCAUCCUCAUCAUCAUAUCAGGAGCGGGUCUAGGAAGAUCUUAAAUUACAAACAAAGCCAGGAAAAAAAAAAUAUUUAUAUUUGUUCAUCCAUACUCUUGCUUGACAAACUGCUAGUACAAUGUAAGGACUAAAUGAUUAAUAUAUUAAAAUUAGAAGCACUGUGCAUUUCAAUGUCCUAUAUGUUUUAUCUGUGUCCUUAUUUGUAGUGUAUAUUUUUUACAUGUGUGGUUAUUUCCACUAAUAUUUGCAUUUAUCUCAUUUUGUAGCAGCGCCGUCUCCUUGGCUGCAGUUCUAUUUCUGGGUUAGGACUUCUGCAGACUGCAGCAAGCAAAAAGCUGGAGAUGUUAAGUGCUCGCCUUUCCCGUAGUUUGCAAAAUCAAGAACCAGAGGAGGAAGAUAUUGAAGAUGACGAUGAUGAUGACAGUGACGAUGAUGACGAUGAAGUAGAAGAAGCAGGGGAUGUGGGGAUAUCCCAAAGCCCGAGUUGCAACACUUUGGUAUGAUUGCAUUUGACCUCCAGACCUUUGAGGCAAUUACCAGACACUACAUUACAUCUUACCAAUGGGCUAGACUUGCAGUUAAAAAUACAGUGUAUGGGGCGAGCAAUAUGUUUUCAUUUUGUUUCUUCUCGUUUUUGCAGAAAGCUACAUUCAUUUCUUUUCCAAUACUUCUUAUAUUAUUGCAUAGAUAAGUCCCCUAUUAAAAAGGGUUUACUGAAAACAUCAGUAAUGUCCUAGAUAUAGCAGGACCACCCUGAUUUUGGAUCCCUGUCUCAACAUCUUUAGGUUAUUUUUCUAUCUCAGCACUCUGAAAUGCAAGAGAAAAUACCAGAAAAUUGUAAAGUGCAAUUUUGACAGUGGGCAACAGGGCACAUCACAUGUGGUAAGAGUCUUUAAAAUAAAUAAAAUACAGUUUCAUAGAUACACAACAAAUAAAACCUUGAAUGCAUUUAAUUAUGCAUUUUUUUAUUCUAUUGAAAUGUGGACUUUUUGCAAAAUGGAAAAAAUAGGUCACAGUCUUCACUCGUAAGGCUUUUCAGCAAGUUAAAGUACAUUAGGGCCUGGAGUGUCCCUUUAAUAGGGCUAUCUGGCAUGAACAGCUGUUUAACCCCUUAAGGACACAUGACAUGUGUGACAUGCCAUGAUUCCCUUUUAUUCCAGAAGUUUGGUCCUUAAGGGGUUAAACCUCAGCUCCCCAUACUCUCAUUUUGCAGUUAUAUAAUUGGUAUAAUGUCUUUUAUCAAUAUCAAGCUAACACAUUUAUGGUAAGAAAUAAAAAAUCCUUACUGAUUAGUGUAAUGUUGUCAAAUAUAUCAUAAGGAAAGUUUCAAAAUAAAAUUGUCUUUGGCAUAUCAUUUCUGAAAGAUUCUCAAUACUUACUGAAUGGCAUGUAAAUAUGGACAGACACCUAAGUAUUGUUAGGGAUGCUGCAUGCAGCAUUUCAGAGAAGGAAGAUGUGUGAUUCUACCAAUCACGCAAAAGUGAAAGAAAACAUACUUAAAGAGACACUCCAGGCACCCUACCUUUCACAAACUGCAAUAUUUACCUUGCAGGGUUAACUCCUCCUCUAGUCGCUCUAUACUAGCCACUAGAGGACACUUCCUGGUUUAUAGCACAGAUUUUCUGUGCUAUAGCGUCGCUGGACGUCCUCACGCUAUGUGAGGACCUCCAGUGUCGCUGAAAUCCCCAUAGGAAAGCAUUGCCGCGCAUGUGCAUUAGGUCUCCCCCGUCGCCGUCCGCGCAUGCGCAAUAGGUCUCCCCUGCCAGAUGACGUCGGCGGGGGAGGAGCGUGGGCGGACCCUGAACCAGCGCUGAGGGUCAUUGGCGCUGGAUACAGGUAAGUCACUGAAGAGGUUUUAACACCUUCAGCAACCGGGGGUGGGAGAGAGAGGGGACCUGCAGUGCCAGGAAAACGGUUUGUUUUCCUGGCACUGGAGAGUCCCUUUAAACUAGAUACAUUUAACAAAUGGAAAACCAAAAUACCAAAAUAAAAAAAACAUGACCGCUUUAAUGAAUUCUUCUAGCCAAAUCAUUUUAACAUGUAUAGAGAAAACAUAGAAGCUUUACAGGUAUCUAUUCUACUGGCAUUUUGAUGUAGACAAUGCUUCAGUCUGAGAUUUAGACAUUUGUGGGCUGGUAUAGACUAUAGCUAUGCUGGUACAGUGAGAUAUAUGUAAACUUCUACAAUUGAAACCUAGGGUUUUUCAUAUUCUAUUUACUUAUGCGCUACAGUUAAGAAGUAGGUAUUUUUGAAAACUGAAAAAGAAAGUUAGUUGUGGAAAUGUUUACUCUACUGUGUCUACCUAUGUCAGGGAACAUAGUGUCUCAUCUUGGCAACAUAUCAAGCACUGCUAAAAGCUCUGGCCUUUUCUGUAAUUUAAAAAAUGAAAAACAACCUCUACAUUUGUCGAUCAAUAUAGAGCCUUCCCCACAAAGUGCACAUAUCUCCACGGAGGUGAAAAUAAUGGCAAGGAAGACAUACAGAAACAAUAUCUCGACUUCUCCCAUGCCUUCUGAGUACGAUCACAAUGACAAUUUUUAUAUCUUUAGUUUUGGUGAUUUGCAAUGUUUUAGUCUGUGGUGCUCUUGCCAGAAAUGUUACAGUUCUCCUCUAGCACAUACAAUAGCUUAAAGAGACAUGCAUCACUUGACAAUCGUGUUUUUAACAAACACUUUUAAACAGAUAUACAAACCAAAAUAAAGCAAUAAAAACUUUGAAAAGGGUGUAAUCUGUAUAAACUUAGUCUGAUUGCAUUAGUAUCUCAGGGGAGUUUCUUCAGCUCUCCCCCUUACCCGCCUAUUUCAGUUUCAGAUCAGUCAAGUAAUGACAGAAACAGGGCAUCAUUGUGCAGCAGCCGGAGAGAUAAAACCCGAAAACAGAGCCUUCUUUGCAUGAAUCACACUGAUCAGACUCCCUGUUUUCUCCCCUUGUCAGGAUGCUGCAAAAUGAAGAGAUUUUUCGAGUGCACAUGUGUAAAUUUGUCAGGCAUGCCCAAUGCACGUUUCCAGCAUUCCUAGGGAUAGGACACUGAUAGGUUAGAUUAAUGUCCCACCCGAAGUGGGUGUGGAAAGCAAAAGAAAGAAGAAGCAGGUAACUAUGAAAAAAAAUCAUACUUACCUGUUUUUUUCAGGCUGUGGACUAUGGCAGCUGUCUCAUUCAAAGCUAAAGCUUUUGAAAGAGACAGUUGUCACAAAGUGAUGCAUGUCCCUUUAAACUUACAUAACUUAUCUGAAGGAGACCUUGCACAUUUGGAAAAUGAUCCCUCCAUACGGGAUCCAAUUUAGAAUCACAAGUGUUUUGAGUUUUCAUAUCACCUAAAUCAAUAUCCAUGGUAAAUACUUUGUAAUGUGAAUUCAGUUUCUUAAACCAUGUAAAAUAUAAACUGUAUUAUGUCCAUUCUCAUUUUCUGCUUUAACAUUUUAAAUAUUUUAGAAUCAUGUGUGUUUGUUGCAGAGUCAACAGAAAGAAAUGGAGAAAGUUUCCUUGCUCUCCCAGGCCAGUAAAAGCCAUAAAAAGGUAUGGAUGGAGCAUUGCACUUCUCCUGUAUUUCAUAGCAUUAUUUCUUGCAUGGCUGAGUAAAAUUUCUGUUUUCCAGGCUGUCCUUCCAUUGGAGAACGAUUCAUUUUCUCUCGGUAUACCCAAGAAUUUUAUAUGUGAACAUUGUUUUGGGGCCUUCAGGAGUAGCUAUCACCUCAAGAGGCAUUUGUAUAUACACACAGGUAAAGAAACGGUAAAAAAGAUUUUGUUCUGUACAAAAGACCAAUGUUUUCCAUCAUGGGCAAAUAGUUUUAAAAAUCAUUGAUGUAUAUUAUAUAUUUUUUUCCCUCUGGAAGGGAAUGCUACGUUCUGCUAAGUAGCAUUUUUAAAAUACUAAAUGAUGGAAUACAGAAGUGGUAUUUAUCGAGAAAAGGCUGGACAGUAGGAAUUUGAUUAUUAUUAUUUUAUUAUUUAUGUAGCGCCAUCAGAUUACGUAGCGCUGUACAAUGGGGGUAAUCGAAACCUUUCCAUCAUCGCACAUUUCACAAAAGCCAUACCUCCCUCCUAACAUAACCAAGCUCAUGCCCUCCGUCACAUCCUUCAUAACUGCACACCAACCCCUUUCAUAAGUUUAGUCAUUUGUUAAAGAAUUUCCGUUUAUAUUAUACUCACUAUUUGAUAAAUAGUUAUUCUUUCAAAUCAGGUCAUAUUUGAUUUGUAUUCUUUUCUAGACGUUUUGUGUUAAACAUAAAAUUGUAAGAUAUUAUUUUUAUGUUUAUUGCUGUUUCUCCCAAAAAUUUUGGUUACUGUGGGUUGCAUUCUAAUCUGAAUGCUCUCACCAUGCUGAACACAGCACCUGAGAGCCUAUACCCAGAUCCAAACAUUUUAAUAUUUCUUUAAAAGGACACCACAGUCACCAAAACAACUUUAGUUUAAUUAAGUAGUUUUGGUGUAUAGAUCAUGCCCCUGCAGUCUCACUGCUCAAUUAUCUGCCAUUUAGGAGUUAAAUCACUUUGUUAAUGCAGCAAUUGUCAUACCUCCUUUUUAAACACUUCCUGUAAAGUGAGACCUAAUGUUUGCAUUUCCUUUGUUGCAAAUUCUGUUUAAUUUAGAAUGUCUUAUCUCCUGCACUGUUGAAAGCUUGCUAGACCCGGUAUGUGAUUAAAGUUCAAUUUACAGAGUAGGCGGUAAAAUGUUAUUGAUGACAGGACAUCCUUAAAAUGACACUUCAGGCACCAUAACCAUGUCAGCAGAAUGAGGUUGCUAUGGUGCAAGAAGGUCCUUGGGCACAAUCUUUCCUCAAGGGAUUAAACCAGUCCUCCUUUCAAAGGCUUAAAUCCAGCUCCUGUCAACUCUGCUUAGCUAAUUCAAAUACAAUCAAAUGCUUGAAUCAGAAGAUCUCGAACUAGGAGAUGCUGAUAGUCUGAGUGCUUCAGCUGACGCUCUUUUCCCAUCAAUAGCUCCCCAUUCACAAUAUGUAGUGAAAAGGCUGCGUACCUUGUGUUACUCAAUUUUGUUAAUGGGAAACUACUGAGAGUGUCUGCUGGCUGCAAAGAAAGUUCAGGGGCAGAGCUGAAGGGCACAAGAUUGAAGACUUUAGGUUAUGCCAUUUGUUAAUGGUUUAGCCCCUUUAAGGUAGGCCGAUGCCAGAGUACCUCAUAUCACUGUAACAUCUUAAUUCACAUGGCGUUCUUAUGGUGUUCAUAGUGUUCCAUUAAGGAAUGAGUAGUUAGCACCUAUAGGUUCACUUGUAAGUAAAGAGUAAAUGUCUAACUUUAUGCAGUCUCUUAUGUCUUUGGUGGAUUACACUUUCCAUGUUCUUCUACUUGAAAGAUCAUCGAUGGGAACUGGAGUUCAUAACAAGUUGCCUAUCUCUUUAACAGACACAUGAAUGAAAAUGGUGGACAUCAAAUCAUAUCUAUUCCUUAUCUCCUAGGAGAAAGACCAUACGAGUGUGACAUGUGUGACAUGAAGUUUAUCCAAAAGUAUCACUUGGACAGACACAAACGGGUCCACAGUGGGGAAAAACCUUACCAGUGUGAACGAUGCCAGCAGGUAAUUAUUGUCACAGACUUUUUUAUUUUUUUAGCACAUUUGUUUGUUUAUGAUGAAAAGUUAUUCUCAUCAAGCAUCAAUUAAAGGGACACUGUAGGCACCCAGACCACUUCAGCUCAUUGAAGUGGUCUGGGUGCCAACUCCCAUCACCCUUAACCCUGAGAGUGUAAUUAUUGUUGUUUUUAUAAACUGCAGUAAUUACCUGCUAGGGUUAACUCCCCCUCUACCAGACAGCCACUAGAGAAACUUCUGAGUGCUUAGACGCUAUGCAUGAGGACCUCCAACGUCACUUGAAUCCCCAUAGGAAAGCAUUGAAUAAUGCUUUUCUAUGGGGAGAUCCUAAUGCACACGCGGCCAUUGCAGUGCAAGCGCAUUAGGUCUCCCCUGCCAGAGGCGGGGGAGGAGCAUGGAGGCGCUGGACCCAGGUAAGUGACAGAAGGGUUUAUUAACCCAUUCUUCACCACAGGGGUGGGCCUUGAUAGAAGGGGAAUCUAUGAAGUAAAUAACAAAUUGUAUGAUAUUGUGUUUGCCAAAGGAAAAAUAUUACAGUGUAAGAAAUGUAACCGUCACUCUUGAUAUUCUGUUAUUUGCCCAUGAUGAGAUCUUGGCUAAUGUAAUAUGCAAAUGUUUUUUGUUCCUCUUAUAAUAUCUACCCACCUACAUACAUUUGUCACCUCGCCCAGAACAAACUAAUCUGGGAUUUGUAACGAAGAACAAAUUUUAAUAAGUAAGCUUGUCGGGGUUUAAAUAUUAAAGCAGUUUUGUGCCAGAGACCUCAGUAUUAGCACUUAACCCAUAGGCACCCUUUUAUAUCCAUAGGCACCCAGACCACUUCAGCUCAUUGAAGUGGUUUGGGUGCAUAUCCCAGGCCACUAGAGGGACGUCUGGGUCUCUAUGCAACUUUUGGUCGCAUAUGUGAUGCUGUGCAUCCUCACGCUAUGCAUGAGGAUGUCCAGUGUCACCCUAAACCUUAUAGGAAAGCAUGUCCCAUGGGAAUUGUUGGUGGCUGCUGUUGGUGGGGAAGGAGCAGAGGCAGAGUCCAAGCCAUCAUCAAGAGACAUCGGCGCUGGACUCCUAUGUGAAAGCAUUUUGAUUGUCUCAGAACACCACUUCUGAUGAUGUUAGCCAUGCAGACAGAUCAGGGUCAAAGCCAGCAGCAGCAGACUGAAAUAAAAGGUACGGUUUUGCGAUAUUUAGGGGGUGCAGAGGGGAUGGAUGGUGUUUAUAACACUAUAGGGUCAGGAAAAAAAAUGUUUUGUGAUAUGCUCCCUUCAUAUUUUGGGAAUAGUUUUUAAUUGUGCUAAAUAAAUGAAAUAAAAGUUAAGUAUUAAUUGCUGUGCAUUACAGUUUUGAUUAUUUUUUUAGGCCUUUUCACGGACUGACAGACUUCUGAGGCAUAAACGAAUGUGCCAAGGUUGCCACUCCAAAAUCGUGAAGACAGAAUAUGUGGCGUGAAUUGGGAAUAUUUGCAGGUGCACAUCCAGCAACCCUUCUCUAUCCCUUAGAAUUGAUUGACCCCAAGUUUGAACAUUUCUCAACAUUUCAUGACGCUCGCAAAAGAAGACUGUUUUCUUUUGAUGGACUACUUCUCGUCUACAGAAGAUCUAGCCACGUGGACAACUCAACAUCUUCCAAGAAAGCAACAUUUAAUCUCAACACCUUGAUACUCAGGCCACAACAGCCACAUGUAUUGUCCUUGGUGGGUGGGGGUAUUCACGAUGGCAACAUUCUGAGGAUUUCCUGAGGAGUCAAAAUGCAUUUUACUGUACAGUUUUUUUACAUAAUAUUUUUAACUAUACUUUUAAAGAAGCAGUUCAUCACAAAUAAAAAAAAAAAGUCCUGUUACCUUUUUCCCUUUUAGAAAAUAUUGCUUAGUUUAAAAGAAAAUCUAUCUGAGGGUUUCCAGGAAAAUCUAUUUUCUCUGGGAGUGAGAGAAGCCUGUGUACUUCAGCCGAAAACCAUGAAAUCUCACCUGAUUUACAAGCUGUACCAUCCCUUUAAAGGUACCCUGUCUUAUUGCCCCCUACCUCUUUCUGAUCCCAUUGGGGAGAGCUCCUGGCAAUUGUACCUGAAAAGCUCCAACAUAUGAAUUUCCAGAUUCUGUUGAAUAUGGAUUGUAAGGUGUCAUAAAUAGUGUCUCAUAUAUAUAUAUCACAUAAAAUAAUUGCAAUUGCAUUUUUAACUAACCUAUGAAUAUGUUUGUUAUAUGAGUUUACUAACCCCACAAACCGAAAUCUAAAAGGCAACUUUUUUUUUCUGUAGAAAUUAUAGAAGAGUCCUGAAAAAUAUGGAAAAUAUCGUUGCCCACCUUUUUAACUGAUUUGUAAAAUUAACACUUUGAAUUUUUUUAGUGCAUUAUUAUUAUAAUUCAAUUAACAUUUUUUAAUUUGAUUUAAAGAAAUCCAAACCAAUUGUCUAUCUUAUAAGAUGUGUAGUUGUGUAAUACAUGUUAUGAGAUAAGCUAGAUGGAAAUGUUGAAUGGAUUUAUCUAAAGUCAUUGUUUUUUUUUAUUUUGGUACCACACAGUUCAAUAUGCUUGUACAUAAUUUUUAACUACUAGUUAACUGCCUUUCAGUUCCCUGAAUCAUGAGCCAGUUCUUUUGGAUGUAAUUCUUGGCAUCUUGCUGAGGUACACCUAUUUUUCCCUUUUCUUAGCCAAAGUUACCGCGUUUUAAGUCCAUCAAUUAAUUUUUCUUGAAGUGAACUUGUCUUCCAGAAAUUUUGUGGAAACAUCAGGUAGGAAUAUACAUUAUGCUUGUAAAAUUACCAUCAAAUGUAUAGAUACAAAUAUAUACUUGUCUGAGAUUCGCUUCUUUCAUAAACGGCAUGGUACUCCAUUCCAGUUUAGAAUACCACAAUCUCUAAUGUGCUAUGCUGAUUGCAUAGUGGUGUAUGCCAGAAAUUAAAAUGAGCAAAACACUUAUAAAUGAAUAUUUUUUUUCCCAAGCAUAAUCGCAUUGGUACUUAACAAUUAAGUAUUUGCUUCAUAGAUCUUACCUUGGCUGAUGGAUAGGUACUACUCCUCUGGACCUGGGAGAUUAAAAAAAAAACUAAGUCCAGCCGCUUCUUAAACUAAAGUGGGGCAAAUACCCACUUGUGAAUACUGCUGUUAAAAGAAUAUGCAGUAAGUAAAAUGUCAGGCUACAUCAACAUAUUUGCUAGUCAUUUGUCUAGCACUAUGUAUGGAUUACAUUUAAUGCUCUUUAAAAUGAAACCAAGUCACUAUAGGCAAACUUUAAGUCUAGUUUUAGUUGCAUAUGAAAUUUAAAGGGACUCUGUUACCAAAUAUAUUUAAUAUACAUGGUCUAUUUUCAUACUUGUUUCACUAUUGUCCAAUUUUAAUCAAUAGGCACAUGGUAACACGUAUGUCAGUUGUCCUGCUCUGCUUAUUUGUAGGUAUGUGACGACUACACAAGUGUACAUCUUGGCCAAUCAGCACUGGAAGUCAUUGCAAAAAGCACUUCAUUGUUAGAUCACGUGCUCAGGUUAUAUCUGUUAGUUCCAUAUAAAAGUUACUCACUGUGUAACAGUCAGUGACACUUGGGUUAACCACGAUGCUUGGCAGUGAAAAAGUCCUGCCACUAGGAAAGUAAAAAAAUAAACAAUUUUCUAUUGAAAAAAAAUAAACCUUUUGCAUCAAUUAACAAAGCAUAAAAAUACUCUUAAAGUGUGUUGGGUACACUUAUUACUAGCUAAUAUAAACCUUAUAAAUCUUGGAAUAAGUAAUCAAGAUAAUUUUGCAUGCCAGUAAAUUUGUGAAAGAAGGGGGAAAAAAAGGUUUCCCUUUAUAAGAGCAUAUGUAAUGAGAGGACAACUGUGCGCUCACUAUAGCAGAUGUGAACAUUUUUUCACACUGAAAUUAAUGGCAAGCAGACGGUACUUCUGCAACUGGCUUCCAUUCAGUUCAGCAGAAACCAUUGCUGGUGUACUGCAUAAAUACAAACAGUCAAUGCUUUAAAAGGAGGAAGCAACACAUGCUUGCGAGUGCUUCUCCCAUUAAUUCCGCUUGGAGCCUAGAGAUUGGCUGCUGGCACCAACUAAUUUCUGCCUUCAGCAGAGGUAGAUGAACCCAGGGAUCGGCCAAAAGUCAAUGUUGAGUAUGUGUCUGUUUAUUUCUACAUAAAGGAACAUUCUAAACACCAUAUCCACUACAGCAUACUAUAGUGGUUAUGGUGCCAAGAGUGCCUUGCUCCUUAUCCCCAAAUGUAACUAGUCGAAUAGUUUUGUAAUAGUUUGACUUGUUAUCUGGGGUCUGCCAGGUGCUGCUGCACACCUCCUCUCUGCCGGAAGCUUUCUACUUUGGCCGAGAGUGAUCAGGUGUCUAUAGUUCUACUGCCGGCAGAGUGUGGAUCAGAGCCGGGGAGACCAACAGUUAAAUCGUUACUAAAUAGUUUGAUUACUUACAUCAGGGGGACGCUAGGGCACACAGUGUGCUCUAGUGGUUAUGAGGCUUGGAUAUUUGUUUAUUUGCAUGUGUUUGGCCUAGAUCUGUAACACCACUGGCAAUUAAAUCGGGUGAACUGCAGCUUUAAAGUAAAACUUCUGUAUGAUUUCUCAGAAAAUGAUCCCCAGUUAAAAAUAAAAUCAGAAACUCCUUCAAUUAAUUUUGGGAAAAAAUGACCACAUUAUAAUUCUGCGGAUAUUAAGAUUUAUUUUAUAUAUAUAUAUUUCUCCAAAAUUUAGUUUUGAGCAGAGAGGCAGAAUUGUAUGUAUUUUUUUGUUUUGUUUUUUUUAAACACUGUACAGUUAUAUUUUAUUUUCUUUCCCUUCUUGCAACUGUGGUUAGAAUAUUUAAAUAAACUUGUGUUUUUGAUACUUUAA